GAAUAUCCGACGACGUCGCCGUCUCGGACGGUAGGCCGCCGUGUACCUAUACUGUGCACCACCACCGCGCGCGCACAAGACACGUACCAACGAAACGCCGCCGUGUUGUAAAACGCAUAAUCAAAUAAUAACCGUUGUUGUAUAAGCAUCACAGUUGAGCUGGCGCGAGCUAUGACGUCGUACUGCGAUGAUGUCCGUCAUCGAUCAUCUUCCGUACUCGUUCGGCGGUUAUUACGGUUCGUUUUAUCAUCGAUCACGAUCACAGCAGCCGCCGCCGCCGCCGUCUCCGCGGGUGUAAUCGCAACCGCGGGUGUCGCUGUCGUGUCCACCGACGACCUGGUACGCGACGCGCGUUGUCUCGCCAAGUGUUACCGUCAAAUCUCCUCCGAAAAGCCCAAAGUACGUACACACAUACACGCGCACGUCUUAUCGUUAUUUUCGAAAAUACCUCGUAAAUCACGUCGUGUCCGUCACAUUCGACUUGCUGGAUUUACAAACGACUUGGUGGGCCGGAGUAAUUUUCGGUUAAAAAAAAAAAAAAUACAAUAAUAAAAUACUCGAUCUAAAACCCGAUACCCGUAUAUUUUCAUUAGUUUAAUAUGGUAUGCAUUAUUAUGUACUCGUUUUCAAGUUAUAUGUAAGUAUACGUUACAUAAAACGAAUAUGCUUUACGCGGUAUUUGUUUUUAAAUAUUCGUAAAAGUGUUGGAAAGCCACUACGACCUAAACCUAACCUAACCCCGAACACGUAUGUAAAUUUACUAAAAAAAAAAAAAUGGCGAAAAAUAUGUCUGAAAUAUUCAUAUAUAUAUAUAUAUAUAUAGGGUGUAGGUAUAUCGGUUAUUUAUAUUGUAUCACUUCAGCAUUGUUUCUGAUAAUCCUGAUAUUGGCUUAUUCUACCGGGAAUCGAAAUCUGUAUAUGAAAUAUAAAUGAUGCGUAGUAAUCACUGCACAAAAAAAUGUGUGAAAUUUUAAAGGAAAACAACCAGUUUCGUGUAAACCGUAUGUAAAUAACAAUAACGGCCCUUGGACGACUCUUCCAUCACGCAGUAUAUGAGAAUUAGUUUUGAAAUCGCCGUUCAUAAGCUAUAGAGAUUUAGGAUUGCUAUAAAUCCGAUAGCACGACGAUUGCCUAAAGAUUUUAGGAUAAUAUAAUGUCAUAUGCGUACAUUAUUCUAAUUUAAUCGUUAGUUUAAAAAAAAAAAACUUUUAGAUCGAAACAAGAAAUUUAUUCAUUUUACUGCGUUUUUUUUCGUGCCUGUAAAUAUAUUUUCUACCAGAAAUCUUGCUCCAACGAAAAACUUCAUGGAAACUUUCUAGUAGAAUCUUUGAUUUAGUAUGAUACAUCGAGGUGGUCACUUUUUCAUUGUUCUUGUAGUUAAUGGUAGUUAAUUGUAUAAAUGGAAAAAACGAGUAAUUUUUCUUAUAGAAAAAUGCAUUAAAAACACGCGUUGAAAACGGACUGGAAUAUCGAACAAACUAUUUUGUUGUUUAUUUUGAACAUAUUAUUAUAAUUGAAAACAACAAUUAAUAGUUUUUCAUCGUGGUGUAGUUAUCUCUACGAUUAACGAGUAGAACAACAUUUAUUUUUAUACCAAACGAAAAUAGAAUUGUCGACGACUAUUUAAACCCAUAGGCGUAACUAGACCACUGAACUUUGGGAGAGGGGGGACUUAAAUUAUAAAGACAUGGGGGUAAUAUUCCCGAAAUUUCCUUUAUAUGACAUUUAUGAUAAGCAACUAUAAAUUUUAUUCACAAGUUAUUAUAAAAAAUGUAUCAUAACUUUUUUAACUUAAUUGUUUAUACGAGUACACAGUACACACACGUAUUGUCUGCAGGUAAUCUGUAUUUUGUUCUACUUAUUAAUAUUACUUAAGAAAUACGUUGAUAAAAUAUUUAGUUGACACUAUAAAAAAGCUUAUUGGGUAUUUUUUCUUAGGGAAGUGCAGUGGUUUCUACAGAUUCACUAGCAGCCCCCUAGCUUCGGCUAUGCUUAGGUAUACCAUAUUUAUUUAGUUAUUAGUAAGUUCACGAACGAGUUUUAAUAUGUUAAAGUAAACGAAUGAACAACCGUCACAAUAAAAUUUCUUUGAAUACAUUUUGAAUAAUACGCUAUGGAAUAUUCUAGUCGUAUUACGAUAAAAAAUUAUUCGUUGUUCAGCAAUGUCGCGGUAAAUACCCGUUUAGUUUUACCAUUUUUCUUUUAACGUUAUAUGAACUCUAACUCGUAUAAAUAUUCUUAAUACGUACAAUAUAUAAUUAUUAAUCUCAGGCAUGUUGUUUUUGUGUAAACGUUUGUGUUAUUUUAGCAACGAAAUUUUAAAAUAAAUUGGCAUGAAAUGAUUUAUCAAACAAGGGAAUAAAAAAAAUCCCGUGUGGUUGGUCAUUAUAUUAUAGGUAUAUACUAUUAUAACAAUUCACAAUUACAAAUGAGGGGACCGGCGGCGAUGUUUAUAUUAUUAUUAUUUGUUCAUACACCAGACGAAAUUAUUAUAUGUUUUUUUUUUUUAAGUGGGCGGAUGAAUGUAAAAAUUAUUCACUCAGCAGUAUACAAUAGUAGAUAUACAGAAAUGCAGAACUCUAACCUUGCUCAUAAUAUAAUAAUUUUGUAUUCAAAAAUUCACAAUAACGUCAAUACCUAUACGGUUUUAAAUAGAAAUAAGUUUUUUUCAAAUGAUAUUUUAUUGGUAACAAGCUGUGCUACUCGGCUUCGCUAAAAAAAUGUUUAAAUAAAGUUAACUGAUACAUUUUUAUUAUAAUGUAUGCUGUUACCAUAGAUACCCACACAGCACAGGAAUCGCGCUACAAAAAAUGAAUACCAAUGUUUUUCUUCAUCCGUGUUACCAAGGUAACCCAUAAAUCAACAAAAAUAAUUAGAUUUUUAUACGAAAAAUACUUAAAAACCGAAUUUCAGGGAAUGGUAUUUUACCUAUAUAGGGAGUGGAUUUCGGCGGUAAUAAACCUUUACCGGAUAACGUGGAAAAACUUCCCAAAUGUCCAUAGCGAUCGGAUGAAUAGUGUGGUAAUGUAUAAAGAACAAACAGACACACAUUCGUUUUUAAAUGUAUAGAAGAGUAGAUAGAUAUACCCGUAUAGAUGAUUAAAGAUAAUGUCAAAUGUACAUAAGAGAUUUAAAACUAUAUUAUUAUUGUUGCAGCAAGAUGAUGGUACAUACGAUUUAGGAUAGAUUUUUGGAUUUUCCAGUACCACAUUCUUCAUAUUUUUGAUAUUUUUCAGAAUUUGUUUGGACGACCGUUAUUAUCACUAAAGUACUUAGGAGGGGGCUGCAGAAAUGUUUCUCCGGUCCUCGAAUUUUUUUUAAAAAAAAGUUCAAGCACGAAAUGCAUGUUUUUAUGGUAUCGUCGUUAAGUUUUCCAUUCGUUUAUAUUUAUUUAGACUUCUUACGAUCGUUAUAAGCUAAAUAAUGAUUCAUUUCAAUCACUCACUACAUAUAUCAGUAUAUUUGUACUUGUUUCGGUAACACACACGCAAUUUGACGGGUGGAUAGGUAAGUUGGUUGGUAACAUAAUUUGGUGGUACUUUAUUAAGUAAAUGACAUAUACAUGUAUAUAUAUAAACACAUAUGUAAAACUCUGAACAAAAUCGGGGAACAUUAUUAAGCUCUAAAGAACACAAUAUCACGAGAAGAACAUCUGAUAAAAAAAAAUUGUUGAAACACCCUACUGUAAUAUAUAUACUAUAUAGUAUUCCAUAGUUCUAUACAAUCAUGACAAAAAGCAAAAUAUUUAACUAUAUGUACUAUUGGUAACUUUUCCGUCUUUCUUACAUUUUUCCUCGAUUUUCUUAGUUAUUGAAAAAACUACAAAGAAAAAAAUAAAGACAUAGAUAAACGAUAGUUUUAUUGGAAAUUUUCGAAUUAUUCAGAUCGGGAAAAUGAAUAUGUAAAUAAUGUAUUUUAAUAAUCAAUUUACAAUUUAAUAUUGUUACCACGAUCACGACAAUCGUUUUUGUCAUUUGUCCAAAAUAUUUGGCUACUAUUUCUUAUCUCUGAACGAUCUGAACUAACGCGUUUAAUUUUCCGAACACUGGACAUGGGAGCAUUAGAUCCGAGAAAGCAUAUGAAGUAGACGAAUAAAUGACGAUGGAAUAGGGGGGCGGGAGUAUAUGAAGGACACUAGAAUAAGAGUAAAUAAGCGGGGAAGACGAAGAAGAAGGAUUUAUUUAAAAAUGGUGGCUAACGUAUAUUAUUUUUUAAUGGUAAUCGGCGACGACGGAAACAAUGCGCAUAAAAAUAUUAUACCUAGUCGCGAUCACGAGGAAAACGAGAAAUCGCCCGCGCAAGAGUACAUGCCAUUAAUUGCGAAUAUAAUACAUUAUUUAUACACGUCGUUAUUAUAUUAUGUUACAAACCGGUUAGGUUAGAUUAGGUUAGUCGUGGUCGAUAUAGUGCACGUGUGAUAAUAUACGGUAGAUAAGUAACAAAAAAGCCAUCGUACAUAUUAUUGUAAUAUACAAGACAAAGGAAAUCGAUGUAUCCAGUUAGAUUUUGGUUUAGAUUUUAAAUGUGUAGCGAAGAAGCUAUAGGCAUUAGUAUUAUCAACACAGUGACGGACACUUGUAAUAUAACUUUUACUGUUAUAUUAGUAGCUUUAUUAUACGCUUAUACGCUACGUCCAAAAUCUAUGUAAAUUGCCAAUGUGAACUGCCGUAAUGUGGCAGUCCACUGUCUUCUAUGAUUUGAUACCGUUGAAAAGAUUACUUCUUCAACAGUAUUGACGUAAUAUGAAAUUUUACAUAUUACUGCUAUAGCAGUACUUUAUUUGAAAUGUUUUUUCUGAAUCCCUUAUAUUUUUUCUGAACAUUUCAAAAAAAAAAAAACCGACAACCAUGAAAGAAUGGGAGAAAUGCGAUUAAAACUAUUUAACCUACACAGUUUAUCGAGCUCUGUUCAGAAUCAUUUUUCGAUUGUAAUGGUUUGUCGUUGCUAUAAGUGAUGUAUAUCCUAAACCUUUCCCAACUUCCUACCGAGAACAGUGUUGACCGUGGCGCUAAGUACGUCCGGCUUUUCUUCUUUUUUUUUCGCUCACUUUAUUUCACGAUUUCACUAGAGAUAAUUAUAAUACAACAAACUAUUAUCACAUGUACAGUAAGAACACUAAAAUACGACGACGGGCGAAUUUCCGUGUACAUAAUCGGCUUUUUUCGCAGUGUUACAGCGGCUGUAUGGACGAACGGUGGAUUAAGCCGGGCGAGUGUCCGGUCGGCGACGACGACGUCGUCUCGCUAGACCGACCGUGUCUGGAGCAAUGCGCCUCGGACGACUCCUGUCAUUCCGAGUACAAGUGUUGCCGGCACAGCUGCGGCGUAACGUGCCAACCGCCCGUCGGUCUGGCCGACAGUCCAGGUAUGUGUACGGCAGCGUCACCCGCGACGUUGGGUAUUGUAUUCGCACUUUGCGGAUUGAUUUUAUUGUUUUCCCGCGAUCAUAUUUACUCGGUUUAAAUUUGCUCGCCUUAUAUCGUGUACACUGUACACAUAUAGAAGUUCAAAGUGAGCACGUAUGUUCCGCGUGAAUGUGCUCGGAUCUAGCCGCUAUGAUCCGACGCCGGGGAGUUGUGACGCGAUCCAUCGCUGUGUGGAAUUUAAAUUCGGUUUUUGCAAUACGAUACGUCCACAGGUCUGCCGAACGUGCCGAGAGUGAUAGCCGUGUCAGACUCCGGCAAGGCAUUAGCGGUUGAGUGGACGCAGCCGACUUCUGGAGUCGCGGCCGCGGGCCACGUCACGUACGUGCUUCAGGAACGGCACCACGUGGGCGCUGAGUACGUGCCCGAGCGGAUGACCGUGUGGACAACGGUCAUCCGGACGGAUAGGACGCGGGAACAUCUCAGACAGUUGUACGCACCCGGCCGGUGGUUCCAGUUCCGCGUCGCGGCCAUCAACGAGAACGGCACCAGAGGCUACUCGGCGCCAUCCAAACAGUUUUUCGUUCACAUUGAACCGCGUAAGUGAUGUAUCAUGUGAUGGAUCAAAAUUUAAGUGUGAGCUUCCAUAUAGAAAUUGAAAUUUUAGAUUCUGAACGGAGCAACGAAUAUAUUGGGUUUACGAUGAUGUGUAUUUUUUUAUUUUUUAUACUGUGUACAAAAAUUGUAAUUUUGAUAGGAAAUUUAUAUUUUCCUUUUAUAGACGUGGUCAAAUUUUCAAAAUUUUGAGCCAUUUUCAAGCUAUUAGACAUUUUAAUUUUGCGAGUUUUUUACGUAGUAUUUAUUCGGUAGGUACUCUGUGGAUAAAAUUAUUAGAUCGAACAGAAAUGCUUGACAAUUUAACAGGAGGUUCAUUAAAAGUCUUAAUUUGAGAUCAGAAAGAAAAUUUUGUGUAAUGUGAAAUAGUUAUAAUUUUUUUUUAUUUUGUGGUCAACAAGAAAAAAUUGAGAUUAAUAUAAUAUAUAUAUUUUUUAAUAAGAAUUUUAAUUUCAAAUUUUGAUGAAAAUCGUAAAUAUUACGACCUUUUAAACACGUAUAACCAAACUCCGCUCAGAAAGUAACCUAUAAUAGUGGCUCAUCCAUCGUGCGAAGUAUAUCCGUCUUUUUUACUUGAAACUCAUUUGUUCGCCCGCGUUUAAAAUAUCAAAUUCCUGCGUGAUAAAUGUUGUCCAAAAUCGACGUAUGACGUAUUAAUUAUAGUCAGGACUUAUUCAAAAAAUGUUUUGAAAAAUUACAGCCGAGUGGAAAACUCCUAUUAUUUAAGGUGUACCGUGUGAAUAUGUGGGUGAUUUUUAUAAACCGUAAAAUUGUCGUAGAUAUUGAAAAAAACCCCAGACAUUUUUAAAAAAAAAAACUAAAAUAAAAUGUCUGUUCCAGAUAUAAAUCCACCUGGAUUACCCGAAAAUCUGACCGUGUCAUCGUUAAAAUGGUCCGCAGGAGGAAAGUACCAACAGUGCCUGCUGUCGUGGUCGCCGCCCGACUUUUCCGUCAUACCCGUCCGGAAGUACAAAGUGUUCAUUAGCGUGCGGGACGGACCGCACGUUUACCAGAGACGUCAUAUCGUCCCGGCGGUAAGUUGCCCGAAGUCAACUAACUUGACCUAACUUGACCUUACUUGACUGCUCGACAAAAAACACUGAUUCCCGUACUCGUUCCGAGUAUACAAAUCCCAGCGUUAUUCUUCUUGUAUUUCGUAGUCGCUAUUCUCGGUAAUAAUAAAUAGAUGACAACAAACUACUAAAAAUAGCAAUAACUAAUAACCGUAAAAAUUUCGAUUACACUCACACUGCAGUAAAUUACUCGUAUAGCCUAAUAUCCAAAAAUGUCAUUAUGGGGUAGCGAGGGGUAGGUACUGCUACGCCACUAUUUUUAGCGAGGUUCCAAAUUAAUAGCUUCGCUACCGCUACCCUAUGAGUAAUUCUUUAGCUUUUUUUAUAACACGAUUAUACUAACGUAAUAAUUACACAAUCGGCUAUAAUAAAUUUGAACGUAUUUACAGAUUAGUCAAGUGAUUUCUAAAUUGUUUACUUUAUAUCUUCUAACUAAUUCUAAUGAGCAAUUGACAAUUGAACCCUAUUGACGAUCCGCGACGUGAGGGACGCAACAUUAAACUACAACUGAAAUAAAAAUUGUAUUCAAGAUGCUUGUUAUACCUUAUGAUUUUAUUUCAAAUGACACUUACCAAUAUCGCAAAGUUUUCUAUAUAUAUAUUUUAGAUGAUUUAUCCAGAAGUGACAAUUUGUCGUUAAUACAAUUAUUGAAAUAUAAUAUUUUUAUUUUAUAUUUCGAACGAAGCAAUGAAUGUACUGGUUUUGAAAAAAAGAUAUUUUUUUUUCUGUAAACAACUUUUCUAUCAACAAUUUUGCUCAGAUUUUCAAUGAGAGCACUUUUUCUGAAAAGAAAUCGGACUGAGGAGUAACUCUAAGGAGGUCAUUUUUCUAUUUUUCCAGGAUUUUUCCCAAUUAAUUAGAAAAACCGAAAAAAAAAAAACGAGAAAAAAGGUACAAUAUUAAACAAACAUUAUUAAAGAAAAAAUAUAUAAUGCGUAUGUAAUUUUUUUACCAUAAUAUGAUAUAUAUAUAUAUAUAUAUAUAUAUAUAUUGUAUAUAUAUACAGUAUAUAUUGUUGACAAAGCAACUAUGUUAAUCGAACUCCGCUCAGAGUCGUUAAUUCGUUAGCAAUGUUUUAUCGUUGCGUACAUAUACAUCAAAUUUCUCCUUUACUUUCUCAACUACUCAUCUAAAACAGUAGACCACCCACGUGCGAAGUAUGUCCAUCUUUUUUUUUUUUAAUUUUCUUUUUUUUAACCUAACCGCUGAAUUUAAUUUGUUCAGUGUACACUCUUCUGCUGGUAUACAAUUUUACUUUUGACAUUUUUUUUUUGCUUAUUGUUACAUAUAAUUAUGGUUCAAGAAUUAAUUUAGAAUUUUUAUUUUAGUCAAUAUUUUAGGAAAUAUGUGUUUGAUAUUUAAAUCAGCGAUUGGUACCCAAAAUAGUCGACAACUUUAUAUAGAGUAUAUAACUCUAUAACCCUAUAUAUACUUAUAUGCGUCCAUAGUACCUCAGUGUGACAGUGUCCUUACUGCUAUAGGCAACGCAUAUAUGCGUCCAUAGCAUUUAAAGGGUUAACGUGUUAUGUUUUUAAACUUCGAAUAUAAGUACAUAAGUAUUAUUAUGUUUAGCUAUAAAAAAAAAUCCUGAUUACAAUUUUAUAAUCUUAUAUCGAAUCGAACGUGUGUGCCACAAAUUAAAAUUACAAGAAAUUUGUUUGUAAUCCAGUUAUCGUCAUCUACAACAAAUAUUUGAAAAAAAAAAGAAUGUGAAGUUUGAUAGUCGUACGUGAUCAUAACAAAAGUAUCGUUUCGCCAACCAGAUUAAUAUUUAUGUGAUUAUUGAUUGAGUAUUUAAUUGCGGAACAAGUCACGAUUUGUUCAUAUAUGUUACAGCUCACAUGUCGGCUGCUGGCCAAAAACAAAAUUUAAUUUUCAAGUUAAUCAACAACGUAAAAUGAUUGAAUGUUAAUUAUGUUAUCGACAAAAAGUAUCGCGACUGUCGAGAAAGUUUGGUGAGAGUCUUUAAGAUACCCACUUGGAUAAUUUAGUAGUGGCGUGCUAAAGGGAGGGGAAGUUAGGGAUUUAUCUCUCUCCUCCCAAAUGACUUAAAUCUACAAUAACAAUGAGUAUUUAUUUAGUAAUUUUAUCUUGAAAUUAUGUAUUUCAGCAAAGUUACAAGGAAAAGCUUGAUUUAUUGAUUAAAAAUUGUUUUUUUUCUAACACGGCUUUUAAACUCUUAAUUUGUACCAGUUAGGUAUAAUAUGAGUAGAUUUUAUCAUAUAUUUAUGAAUUAUGAUUAUUAUAUUUACUGACUCUUCUCUUAUUAAAAAUUAUUAAGAAAAUUAAAAAAUGACUUUCUUACUUGCCAACUGUAGAUAUCAACAAUUUUCAUUCAGAAAAGAUGCUACACUUGAAAUUUGGAUUAAGAUUUUCAGUGAAAAGUUAUUGGUACACUUCAAACGUCAAAAAAUCAAAUUAAAAAAAAAAAAAAAAAAAAUCACGAAAUAUCAUAAUAAAACUAAUGCAUUAUGUUCACUGCUUAGAAUCUAUAAACGUUGACAAUAGCGUAUUAAUAUAUGUCUAUCUUACUUCUUUUGGAAAAGCAAAUUUCGUUUGAUUGCCAUUUGUAAUUGUAUAUUUUUUUUAGGUAACUGGGUUUAAGAAUAGUAGACAAGUUUGGGUGGUUUGCGUUUGAGCGAGUAUGUACAAAUUACAUUGUUUUUUGGGCAAUUUUCCACAAUGUGUUUGGGCGAGUGAUUUUAAAACAUUUUAAUGUGUUUGAGCGUCUGAUUCAUUAUCUCUCUCAUUUUGACAGAAUCGGGACUAUUUGUAAAUUCCACGAGUAUUAUUAAAAAUUUUCAAUCGAAAUGUAUAGUUUAUUUCGUUUUGUAACAAAAAACGUUUUCAUUUUUAUGAUCUAUAUUUGCUAUACGAUUCGUAAUAAAUAAUAAUUAAUAACAAUGAACUAAUACCAAACGCUUAUUAGUAAAACACUAUAACGAGUUUACGUUUCCAAUUUUUGAGCAAACCCAAAAUAUUUGAAAUACUAUAAUUAUUAAGUUUAGACCAAUAUAAUAUUAUUACUUACAAGGAAAUCGCAAUUUCUGUUAUCUCAUCUGAUUGAUGAUACAUUUUUAAUGUGUGUAAUUUAAAAUUUAUUCUUUACAUUGUGCUUAUCAUAAAAAAAUACUCUCUCGAAUACGUUAUUCGACAUUCGGCUAAACACAUUACGAGGAACUCGUCCUGUUUUUCCACUUCCUCGCACCGUUUUUAUUAUGCGGGAAAAUGGAUAACUCGCCCCAAACGCAUGACGCCUGACAAUUGUAUUGUGUUGUUCGUUUAUACGGUCUUGUUAACAUUUUAUUUUUGCGUCAAACGGCUCUACAGUUCACACGACUCUGCUUAUUAAUUGCACCACCGUCAACGAUUCAUUUAAAAUUCACAUUUUGAGAAAAAUCGCACGCUACCUGCUAUUAUAGCAUAUCAUAGAGCAGAAGUACAUAACAUAAUAAUAAUAAUAUCAACGCGGACAUCAUAGGUUGCUAUAUAAAUAAUAUUGUAUUUUCCGUAUACCACAAACAAUAAUAAUUAUACCAUCAUCAUCAUCAUCAUCAUCACUAUUGUAUCACUAUUUUACUAAUAAAAUUUUAAACACGCCGGACACGCGAGUACAUCUAUACAUAAAAUUAAAAAAUAUUAAAAACGUCAAGUUCAUGUUAUGUCAGUCGAUCGCGUUCGAUCGUCCGCGAGUGCAAUCAAACGGUAAAACCGUGGAGCGGAUAUUAUUGAAUAAACGUAGUCGUUCAACGGAUUUGGAAAAAAAAAAAAAAAAAAAGGAAAAGGAAAAUUAAAAACACACCGGAAAUUUUCGUUCAAUUUGGACAGGAGCAGGCGACUGUAACGUUGAUCUGGACGAACCGCCAGUUGCGGACCAGUUCUUCCGGCAACAAUCCAUCGUCCGGGGGAGAAUUCGUCACCCCCGGGCCCGGUUUCGAGUCAUUAUUGUUUCUCUUCAGCACCUGCACGGGAUACACGUACUCCUUGCACCAAUGCCAACCGCUGCAUGUGACCGCCGGCAGUAUGUUCGGGAAGUGGUCGUCGCUUAGCUCCAUCGGUUGGUGGUUGAGCGUGCAGUCGCUGCACGUUGCGGCCACAUUGGACCGCCUCAUUCGUUCCUCGGCGGCCGCAACGGCUGCUGCGGCGGCUGCGGCUGCGACCGCGGCCAUCCCCGUUCUCUGCGGUCGGACGCUGCUGCCGCCCUGACGCCACAUCCGUUCGCCGAUCUGCCUAGAAUACCGGCCGAACGGCUCGCCCCGCGGUUGCGUGUCGAACAUCACACCGAAUCGCAGCCCGUCGUUUGUCGACCGACAUGUGACUGGCGGUGCACACGACACCAACGCCUGCGUGCGAAAAAAUAUUCAAAUAUCGAUUAAUAUCGCUGACCCCUUUGAAAUACUACGCGGUAUUAUAGGUUAGAAUAAGUUUUUGAAUAUCGGUAAUACCAUUAAAAAAAAAAAAUAAAAAUAAAAAGAGCUGCUGACGGGUGUGCCAUUGCUGUACAGGUGGGAAUUUGGGAAGAUAGAAUACGUAACUUUAUUUAAUUUAUACCCGUGCGAAACGAUAGACCGUUGCUGACGAAUAACGAUACCAAUCGAAAUUCGACUUGAAACACGUUUUGAAUGCCGUGGUUUUUACGAUUUUUGUCAAAUGUUCAAUUCAAAACACGUAUGAACGCAAAUCUAUUAAAUUAAGUUCGACGUAUGUAAUUAACUUAAUAUUAUAGUGUUCUAUACAAUUGUGUACGACUAUUUUUAACCAAAUUACAACAAAAAGACAAAAUCGUAUGCGACGAAACUGUUAAAGUCGUAAACUUUCUCACUUUUCUUAUAUUUUUCUCGGUAUUCCCAUUUAUUAAGGAAACUACAAAACAAAUCAAAUCGCAUGUAAAACAUUUCAUUUAAGAAAAGAUGAUACCCUUUAAAUCAAAAUUUCUAGUAGAAAAAUAAAAUCGAAAAAAAAUGUUAAACUUUGAACUGCCGUCAAUUAGCUCAUUUUCCCCGUAAGUUUUUUUUUUGCGGUUUUUCCAAGUAUAUUGUAAAACACAAGGGAAAUAAAAAUAUGUCUAUCUCUACGUACUAAGCGCGUUCAAAAUUCUACAAAAAAGCUUUUCUGUCGGUUUUCGAUUGGAACAAGAUUUCUGGCGGAAAAGUUGUUUACAAACAGAAAAAUCACACAUAGUGAUAUCUAAUAUAUUCCUUACUCCAUUUGAAAUAUAAAAUAAUACUCUAAUUUAAGACAUUGCCGUAACACUAAAAAGAACACUUGUAGUACAACUUUUAAUAAGUAUGUACCGAGAGAAAAACGCAAAUACAAUUGUAAAUGUACCUAUUACACGAGUUUACGGACUCCGGGAGGACGUUAAGAAAAAAAAAAAAAGAUGUUUACGUAUACCCAUGGGUUUUAUUAUCGAUCUAUUUUCCAAAACCCUAUUUUGCUAAACCCACCCACGCUCCCACCUCGAUUUGCAUUGUAUUUCCUGAAAAAUGUAAAAAAUUAUAUUUUCUUCAGAUUGAACCUAACCGACACUAUAUUUUGUUUUAAAAGGAACGAUUCAAAAGUUUUGUUCGGUCUUUAUUUGUGUGAAUAAUAAGACACUUUGUCUUUUGCGCUAAUAAUGCGAUUUCAUUGUACUGUGUGACGUAUUUUCAAAAAUUAAAGAAUCCAAAGUAGUUAUACAGUACUAAACUAUAGUUUCCCGUAUUGAAUUAUUCUUUGAAUAAUUUUCAAAGAAAAUUAUUUAAAUUAAUAAUGCGUAAAAAAAAAAAAUAAUAAAACCUUAAAAAUUUUAGAAGUAUUUUAUCUACCGACGAAUUUUUUAUUUAUUUUUUUUUUUUUUUGGUGUGGGGAAAUUGUGGUUUAACGCAUUGAACAAAUGGUUUUUCGAAAUUAAUAGACGCAUUUCGGGCGAAAAGCAAAAACAAAUGUAUUUCGAAAAUGCGUACUUACGUGUAAUGUCCAGAUCGUAAUACCUCUCAGGACAACGUGCAUUGUUUGAAUGAAAUGAAUGUACAGCCGUCUGCUUUACCAUCCCUUUACUAUAAAUAGAACCGUAUUACAUACAACGACAUGAUGUAUUAUAUAACAAUGGAACUACCCUCGACUUAUACCGAAUAAUGGACCGCGUAACAAGAUAGGUGUUUUGCGACUAUUCGGUCGCGCACAAUGACGUCAUUGAAAAUCUCGACACAACGUAUUAUACAUAUAUAUAUUUAUUACAUGAUUUUUUUUUUCUCUCUCUCUUUUUCUCUCUUUCUGACCCGCAGGAUAUUUUGAGUUUUCCGAUCAAAAAGCUGAACGCGAAUACCGAGUAUUUUCUUCAAGUGCAAGCCAUUAGCGAAUUCGGAAGAAAAAGAUUGACCGGUCGAAAAGCGUCGACAACCCUGAAAACUAAAGGUGAAUGAAAACACAUGUAUCCUAUCGUAGGUGUACACGUAUAAUACACCGCAUUUAUAACUAUUAUAUUAUUUAUGUCUUUAGUAUACAACGUCCAAUAAUAAACAGUAUGUAUGCAUUUUUAAUAAAAGCGCAUCAUAAUUUGUAAUGAUUUUAUUUUGUAUUGUUUUCCGCUGAAUUUAACGCGAUCUCGGGGUUUGUGUGUAGGCAAAACUGUAAACGAGGCCGGACAAGCUGCCCCGGCACCGGCCUUCGAAACCCCGUAAAUUGACCAUCUUUCCACAUAAAUUAAAAUUAUUACGUACAUAUUUUUGUAAUAUUAUAAACAUUUUUUAACGAACAUUUUAUAAACACACAAAUAACGACACAGUGAUGAGCCCGUUACAUCUGUAAUGGCCCAGGGGGUCCGCCGUCCCCUACUUAAUCCGGGCCCGACUACAAUUUCGUUUAACAAUAACCAUACAGUGCGUUCGAAACAUUUUUAUAAAUGCGUACUUAUCAUUAUUAAUUAUUUUAAAUAAUUGUAUUAUAUUGUAUUGCUAUAUAACUUACUGCGGUUUCUGCAAUAUAUUUCUUUCGGUCUACACUUUUUAUAAAAAAUGCAAUACGUACUCAAUUGUACAUUAAUGAAAUUCACAUAGAACACAAAUAAUAUGUUUUAUUACUGAUAAUUAGGGCUCAGGACUUUAUGCACUUAAAAUCCACAAAAAGGCGAUAAAAUAAUCGUGAAAAGGGCUUGUAAAUGCAAUUGAAAAAAAAAAAAAAAAAAUCAAAUAAUGGUAAUAUGUUUUUAAACCCCCACUCCCCCUCAUCGACUAGCUCUAACUUAUAACAUACAAUUUUCGAACACUACAAAAAUUAUUAACACAAGUUUUUAAAUAAAACUACUGUAAGUACUAUAAAAAAAGAAAAUUACAUGUUUUAGAUAAUUACAUUUAUAAAUGAUUAGAGAUGUUAUGGAGAUUCGGGGUGGACAUUUUAAACCCUUCUGGGCUCUCUGAUUAUUUUUGCUUUUUAAAUUUUUUCAGAGUUCUUUUAAAGUUAUCAAACUGCUUUCUAUGGAUUUUAAAGGCAUAAAGUCCCGAGCCCGGCUGAUAAUAUAUGAGCACAUCGACAAUUCAUUCGUAUAUUUUAAAAAAAACAUAUUUUUAUGGAUUAAGUAUAGGUACUUGUAUUAUUUUCCGAUACUAUGGCAAUUAUUGAAUUAUUUUAGUGGUCCAAUUAUUGGUAUUCUAGUCUUGGUGUUUGCAGGUGGAGUUAUAUAAAAUAUACCGAACACGACGUCUAAUUACGUUGAAAAAUAUAACGAUUCCAUAAAAAUAUUUUUCUUUUUAACGAUUAUAUUGCGUAAUCGGGACACUUUCGUAAUAUCUAUAUUAUAUAAUUCACUUAUGAGUUUAUGACGUUAUAAGCUCCUAAUAAAAUUGCAAUUCUUUCACUGUACCCAUAAAUAUAAUUUUUAAACUAUAAUAUUUACAACGAAAAUAUUAAAAUUUAAAAAUAAUGUAAUUAUGCACGGAUUCGAUAAUCUCAAUAAGUGUUUAAUUAACUUUUUAUGUUUAUUAUAUUAUGCACACUACUGAAUUACUGAACUAUUAUGCUCGUACGUUACUGAAUCGAACCGAUCGACAUUUGUAUUUAAAUGAUAAGUGAAUUUAAUAUUAAAAAUUACAUUGCUGGAAGAAAAAUUACUUUAGUUUAUUGUUGUUUCAGGCAAAAAAUUAUUGAAUUCUAAGAAAAUCAAAGAAUUAAAACUCGUGAAUAUAAAAAAUAUUGAUAAUCUAAACAGCGAUUUAGUAAACGUUAGAAUAUCUUGGAGUCCGGUCGUUAGACCAUUAUUGUUAUCAAAGAAAAUCGUUUAUACUUUGUCGUGGUCGCCAAAAGACUGUGACGAUAAAAGCAAAGCACUCAGAGCAAAGACAAAAGUAAGUUAAUUACGUCAUCAGCUGUUUAUGUUUACCAUAAACUUUUAUACAUUUUCACUGGCACAUUGUUUCUAUGCGUUUUCAUAUGCCCGUAGUACUCUUAAAUUAUUUUGUUUUGAUUAUUUUAGAUGGCGUACUUUGAUUUGCUUUCCUUAAAUCCGCAAUGCAAGUAUUUAAUUGUGGUCUCGACCAAACUUAAUGGAUCGAAAUACGUGGGUUCUUUUACUUUCGAUACACCCACACUGUAAAUAUCUUGUACCGUAAUGGAGUCUUAAAAUACUUAUAAGCUUAACAAUAUAAUAUUAUUUUAUGUGCAUGCAUUGUAUACUUCUAUUAUUUCUAGAGAAAGACGAACAUAAUAUCGUGUAUAUUUAUUAAAAAAAAAAAAAACCGUAUUGUUAAUAAUAACUAAUAACAUAAUAUUAUACGGUUAAGCACGAUUGAAUAUGAAACACGAAAUUCAUAAUGUAUACUGUAGGUACCUACUCGUAGCUGUUAAAAAUAUGUAACUUAUGUGUUUAGGAACGUUAAAUGUGUACAAUUUUAAUAUUAUAUUUUAUUUUAUACCUAGCUGCUAUUAUUCUGUACGAUGUAUUUAAAUCGAAUGUUAUACUCUAUUGGAAUUUAUACGAAAUGAUUCGAUGAUUGUAAAAUUGAACAACGC
Messenger RNA from Cinara cedri, 16035 nucleotides. NCBI's taxonomy places the organism in Eukaryota, Metazoa, Arthropoda, Insecta, Hemiptera, Aphididae. The record is from the annotation of a GenBank genome assembly.